AUGGCCUCAAACGCGACUAUCUCCACGGUAACUACGAGCUCUAGCAGUGUUCUUCUGGUGUCAAGCCCGUUGUCAGGAGCGAUAAACCUUGUUUGGCCGACGCCUGAUUGCUUAGUCAUGGUGGUGGGAUCAAAGAGCAUGAAGGAUACUUCUUCCCUUACUGGCACAGAAGUCGUGCUUGUCAUCGUCUUGUUCGGGAUUGCUGUCCUCCUGCUCAUGUUGUUGGCCAACCGGAUACGAAGCUAUGUCUACCGAGAGGAGGUGAGUACGUGUGGAAUCUGUACCGAGGCGUCUGGCCAGUUGUGA
Protopolystoma xenopodis is the source of this 306-nucleotide messenger RNA. The record is from the annotation of a GenBank genome assembly. Lineage: Eukaryota; Metazoa; Platyhelminthes; Monogenea; Polystomatidea; Polystomatidae.